CGACAUUCGCCAUCUAAGCAAACGAUAAACAAGGACCUCAAGUUAAAAGACAAGUGUUUGAAUGGCUGUUCCAUCUGAAAAUGGUAAAAAGAUUCAAGAAAAAGAAGAUGAAAGAAUAGAUGUGAAUGGAGUUGAAGAAGAAGAUGAUAUGUUGUUUGACCCUUCUGCCCCUCCUCCUUUCAGAGUGGCUGAAAUCAGAGCUGCCAUUCCUAAGCAUUGUUGGGUCAAGAAUUCAUGGAGAUCAUUGGCAUAUGUCCUUAGGGAUAUUUUGGUCAUUUUAUCUUUGGUUGCAUUGGCUGUCUACCUAAAAAAUCUUACUUGGGCUUUCUGGCCUUUUUAUUGGGUUCUACAAGGCACAAUGUUUUGGGCCAUCUUUGUUCUUGGUCAUGAUUGUGGACAUGGAAGCUUUUCCAACAGUCACACCCUGAAUAACAUUGUGGGCCAUUUUUUGCAUUCUGCAAUUCUUGUACCAUACCAUGGCUGGAGAAUUAGUCAUAGGACUCACCAUCAGAAUCACGGGCAUGUCGAGAACGAUGAAUCAUGGGUUCCGAUUCCCGAGAAGACGUACAAGAGAUUAGACACUAGUACGAAGAUUUUCAGAUUUAAAAUCCCUUUUCCGAUGUUCGCAUAUCCACUAUACUUGUUGAAAAGGAGCCCAGGGAAGAGUGGGUCACAUUUCAACCCAUAUAGUGAUUUAUUUUCACCAAAUGAGAGACAUUACAUAGUCACAUCUACCAUGUGUUGGGGACUAAUGGUUUUUUUGCUUUUAUACUUGGCAAAUCUCAUUGGCCCACUCCUUUUGUUCAACCUCUAUGGCAUUCCUUAUUUGAUUUUUGUGACAUUGUUGGAUACGGUAACAUAUUUACAUCACCAUGGUUAUGAGAAGAAGCUUCCUUGGUACCGUGGCAAGGAAUGGAGUUAUUUAAGGGGAGGGCUAACAACUGUAGAUCGUGAUUAUGGACUAUUAAACAACAUUCACCACGACAUCGGCACUCAUGUCAUCCAUCACCUUUUUCCGCAAAUACCACAUUAUCAUUUGAUUGAAGCGACAAAGGCGGCUAAGCCGGUGCUUGGGAAGUACUAUCGCGAGCCUAAGAAGUCAGGAUUAAUACCGUUACAUUUGAUAGAAAACUUGUUGAGAAGCAUUCAACAAGACCAUUUUGUUAGUGACGUAGGUGACAUAGUUUAUUAUCAAACAGAUGAUGAGUUAAUUGGAAAAAAGCAAAGAUGAAAAAGACUGAUUUAUGUUUUAUUUUGCACGAUGGCGUACUACUAGUAGAUAUUUAGU
Molecule: messenger RNA, 1288 nt
Organism: Erigeron canadensis
Lineage: Eukaryota; Viridiplantae; Streptophyta; Magnoliopsida; Asterales; Asteraceae
Product: omega-3 fatty acid desaturase, endoplasmic reticulum-like
Exons: 9
Coding region: 62-1231 (389 amino acids)
Biological process (GO): lipid metabolic process
Molecular function (GO): oxidoreductase activity, acting on paired donors, with oxidation of a pair of donors resulting in the reduction of molecular oxygen to two molecules of water
Source: RefSeq, a predicted model, not a curated record